Molecule: messenger RNA, 1259 nt
Organism: Hyaloscypha bicolor E
Lineage: Eukaryota; Fungi; Ascomycota; Leotiomycetes; Helotiales; Hyaloscyphaceae
Exons: 1
Coding region: 187-1056 (289 amino acids)
Source: RefSeq, a predicted model, not a curated record
CAUGUUUCAACCACUUCAACAAACGCAUGAAAUACCGUCUACCUCACACUUCGCAAUUACAACGCCUGUAAUCUACUUGAUUACUGUCGCUCUAUCCUACCUCACCACCUCGAUCAAAUAAACCACCACUCACUCUCUGCAGCAGCACAGCACGAAUCGUCGCUGCGCAGGCAGCACGACCCCACAAUGACCUCCUACUUCUCCUCCCUCCUCACAACCACCACCUCCCGCGUCGCCUCCAUCCGACAGAACCUCCUCCCCUCCGAGAACGACGGUGACACCGAAGAUGACACACACAUCUGCCGCGUACUGCGAGCCUAUUACACCGAAAAAGGGCGUCCCUUCCCCGCGUGGCUGCCUCCCGACCCAAAGGCACCCCCUCCAGUCGUCGUAGCACCCGUCUACGCACAACCAAACGUCGGCGCACGCUACGGAGGGCUACAAAAUCAACCAGGAGGAGCUGGAGGCGGGGCGUUGAGUAGUCUAUGGGACUCUCAGCCAGCGCAGCAGCAGCAGCAGCAGGAUCAGGCGAGCUUGAGGCAAGGACGGGGAUCGCGAUUAGGUGCUACGGCUGGAGGACCGAGACAGAACCCCUUUCAGAGACAGGCGCCAGCGCAGGAAGCGCAGGUGCAACCUAGGCCGUUGCCAAGUGCGAGGGCGGGGAGUUAUCAGCAGAGUGCUGGGGGGUAUGGCAGAGGCGAUGUUCAGACUCCGCCUGGGAGCUCGGCGGGCAUAUCUGCGAAGGAUAGGUUGAAGGGGGCUUAUAAUAGGGGGAGGGCGGGAUCGCCAGCUAACUCUGCGUCAGAACCUCCACCGGUACAGAGGGGUAAUAGUUACGGUUCAUCGGGAGGUGGAAGUAGCAGCAACUAUGAGGAUAGGUUUAUGCCGACUGGAAAUGGAUAUGGCGGAGGAGGCGGGAGUGACAAGCCGUUUGUUGCUGCUACCGCUCCUUGGGCUACCAAUGAGUCUGAGUUCAGCGGAGGAUAUGGUGGAGGGGGAGGACGACCCAGACCAACUGGCUUGCCCAGUGGUCCUGCUGCUGGCAAGAGGAGAUGAGGUUAGAGUCGUUGGAGAUUGAUCUUGUCUUGGACUUGGAUUGCCGUGGACAUGUUAGGCAGGACAUGGCAUAGGAUGGAGUUGUGGAGAGCAUGCAUUGAGUUCUAGGUGUCCUUAGUUAGAGCAUGCAUACAAUGGGUCUAUCAUUGCUCGUCUAGAAAGCUUAUAACAGUCAAUUGGACCAUAGUACAAGUUCAUGCUCA